CGUAUAUAAAGCAACCCUAAAUCCCCUCAUAUCGCUGUUGCUAUUCACUCUCAGCGCCGUCACAAUUAGGGUUUCUGCGCCUCCCUCAGAUUUCAACAACUAUCUUCGACAUACGCAUAUUGACAGUAUACAGAUAUGGUGGACGAAGGAGUUAAAUCACGGGAUCCGAUUUUCAGAGACAUCCGUCGAUACUAUUGUGAGUACUGCGGGAUUUGUAGAUCCAAAAAAACCCUAAUCGCUGCUCACAUCCAAUCUCAACACGCGGAGGAAUUAAAGGAGAAGGAGCUGAAUGAAGAAACUGAUAACGGAGAGAAAUUAAACAAGUGUGAAGAAUGCGGUUUGAAUUUCUCAAAACCUGCUCAUCUUAAGCAGCAUAUGCAAAGCCAUUCGCUCGAGAGGCCAUUCAUAUGUUCGGUGGAUGACUGCGACUCUAGUUACAGAAGGAAGGACCACUUGAACAGACACAUGCUUCAACAUCAAGGGAAAUUGUUUGAGUGCCCGGUUGAGAGCUGUAAACGGACGUUUACUCUACAGGGUAAUAUGACACGUCAUGUGAAAGACUACCAUUAUGAAUCUGCUCCUACAGACACUGAGCAACCUAAGGGAUCUGACUCUGCAAAGUCUGAUGAAUAUGAGGAGUCUCAAGAGAAAUUGCUUGAAUGUCCUGUUAAGGACUGUAAGCGGACUUUUAAAUCUGAGGGUCACAUGGCAUGGCAUGUGAAAGAGUUCCAUGGCGAAUCUGCUUGUGCUGAUGUCAAUCAUCCUAUGGAACAUGUGUGUGCAGAGCCUCAUUGUGGAAAAGUGUUUAGAUAUGCCUCCAAAUUGUGUAAACACGAGGACUCUCAUGUCAUGUUGGAUUCUUCGGAGGCUUACUGUGCUGAACCAGGCUGUAUGAAAUAUUUCUCAAAUGAGAGGUGCCUCAAGGAGCACAUACAGUUGUGCCAUCAAUACGUUAUGUGUGAUGAAUGUGGCACGAAACAGCUGAAGAAAAACAUUAAACGUCACAUGCGCAUGCAUAAAUCAGAACUAAGUUCUACAGAAAGGAUAAACUGUAGUGUCGAAGGAUGCUCACUAACAUUUUCGACUACAUCAAAUCUCAACAAGCAUAUGAAGGCCGUACACUUGGAACUUAAACCAUUUGCUUGCGGCAUGCCUGGCUGUAACAAGAGAUUUGCAUUUAAACACGUGAGAGACAAUCAUGAAAAAUCAGGGUGCCACGUCUAUACUCCAGGGGGUGAUUUUGAGGCAUUUGAUGAGCAAUUCCGCUCGAGGCCAAGAGGUGGCCGAAAGAGGAAUUAUCCAGUUAUUGAGACACUGAUGCGGAAGAGGAUCAUUCCACCCAGUGAAUCAGACCUUGAUAGGAACGACGGAGGCGAUUCCCCAUCAUGUCAAUUCUCAAAUUAACAAAUCUAUAGUUAGAGGUAUAUUUUGUACUAUAUAUGUUAAGAUGUACAGUAGUUACAUGUAGCAGUGUAUGUGCCACGAUAAAUAUAUUUUGGAAUAUUAUGUCCGUUUUGCUAGGA
This is a messenger RNA of Salvia hispanica, 1523 nucleotides long. RefSeq names its product transcription factor IIIA-like. Lineage: Eukaryota; Viridiplantae; Streptophyta; Magnoliopsida; Lamiales; Lamiaceae. Gene Ontology annotation, biological process: regulation of transcription by RNA polymerase II. Gene Ontology annotation, cellular component: nucleolus; nucleus. Gene Ontology annotation, molecular function: DNA-binding transcription factor activity; 5S rDNA binding. The record is from RefSeq and is a predicted model, not a curated record.